Molecule: messenger RNA, 2026 nt
Organism: Neocloeon triangulifer
Lineage: Eukaryota; Metazoa; Arthropoda; Insecta; Ephemeroptera; Baetidae
Gene: Cyp40
Product: peptidyl-prolyl cis-trans isomerase D
Exons: 8
Coding region: 445-1548 (367 amino acids)
Biological process (GO): protein peptidyl-prolyl isomerization
Molecular function (GO): protein binding; peptidyl-prolyl cis-trans isomerase activity
Source: RefSeq, a predicted model, not a curated record
CCGGGACUGCGGUGCGGUGGUUUUCCUGGCUGCAGUCUUUUUUCCCAAGUCCUUGGGCGUCACUCCCCUCGUGGCAACAUCGCCAUUCUUGACCUACAUGAACAAGAAAGCAAGCAAGUUAGUCAAUUGCGAGUACCGAGCGUAAUGUUUGUUGCACCUCGAGUAAUUAGUGAGGUGUUUUCGUGAGCACCCGAGGCCCAAUCUGCGACGGCCAAGUCUCGGACGACCAGCGAGUGCUGUUAGGGCGCGAGCAGAUGCGGCUGCGGCCCCUACUACGCAGCAGCGCGUGCAUUGCCGUGCAUCUUCUGCCCCUGCAACACGUUCGAUAACAAGUGCUGACCCUGCACAAUGUCGUAAUAAUUGCGAGAAUCCCGGCUAGCGAGCGUGUCCGAGCUACAGACUGGUCCUCGUCCACGAUCUUGAUGUCCAGGCCACCGCUUUCUAAUGCCUGUGAUGUCUGCAAGCGGCGAUGACAAUCCAAUCGUGUUUCUCGACGUCGUGAUCAACGAGGAUAAAGUCGGACGCAUCGUGAUCGAGCUGUUCAAGCACCAGACUCCGGUCACGGCGGAGAACUUUCGGUGCCUUUGCACCGGAGAGAAAGGCGUCGGCAAUCAAGGGCACCCGUUGCAUCUCAAGGGUACCAUCUUCCACAAAGCCAUAAUCGAAUACAUAGUACAAGGAGGUGAUAUAGUUAACUUCGACGGCACUGGUGGCGAGAGCAUCUACGGACUAAACUUCAAAGACGAAAACUUUUUUGCCAAGCAUGACCAGCCCGGAUUGCUCAGCAUGGCCAACUCAGGACCCAACACAAACAGUUCCCAGUUUUUCAUCACUCUUGAUACCUGCCCGAACCUGGACGGAUCACACGUUGUGUUUGGAAAGGUUUUGAAAGGGCUCGGCGUUGUGAGAGAAAUUUCCGAGGUUCCCACAGAUGACGAUGUUCCCCAAAUGAGAUGCUGUGUAGCGAAUUGUGGAGAGAUUCCGAAAGGUCAAGACUGGGGAAUUAACGAAAACGACGGGACUGAAGACGUUUUCGCCCCAUGGCCUCAGGACCUUGAUGUCAAAGCUAGAGAGCAUUUAAGCGACGAUGAAAUCGUGGCCAAGAUAAAGAACUCGGGAAACUAUUAUUUUAGUAGACAUCAGUAUAGCUUAGCAGAUAGGAAAUACAAGAAAGCAUUGCGUUACUUAGAUUACUAUUCAAAGUUGACCAAUAAACCAAAUAAUGAGACUGAUUCCGACAUGCGAACAACAUGUCGACUUAAUUUAGCAGCGUGUAAAUUGAAAACCAAACAUUACAAGGAGGCUUACUCAAUAUGCGAGCAGAUCCUGCACGAAGACCCUGGAAAUGCAAAGGCCAUUUACAGGCGCGGCCAGGCAAACUUUGGCCUAAACAAUUACGAUGCAGCGCUUCAAGAUUUGAGCAAGGUGAAAAUGCUGCAGCCCAACGAUCACGCAAUAAUCAAGGAAAUUAAUAGAGUACGAGCAGCGAUUGCCAAUUACCUUGUCUCGGAGAAAGAGCGCUACGGUAAAAUGUUUAAGAAAGACUAGUUUGUAAGUUUUGAAGCACUGAAUCUUAGUUGGUAAGACGCCAGACUGUAAUAUUUACGGAGAUGUGUCUUUUGGAAUUUUUCAAGACUUGUGGGUCCGUGCGUUGUCGCAAACUGCGUGUUUUUUUUUACUAUUGAGAACGAGCGGACUGACGGGUAGUUAACAAAAGAGCUCUCAUUCUGUCAGAUCAAGGCAUGUCUUGAGAGAUAUAUUUAUACAUAGGUGACGAGACUGCCAUGCAUUGCCAAAUCAAUCCAUUAACAAUCAGUAAUUAUUGUUAUCUAUUCAUGUCGGAGUUGUGAGAUGAUGUUAAAUUUUGAUUUUCCACUCAAUAGUUCAUGUUUCAAGAGUUUCACGUUACAGAUCUGGCCCAUUUUUCAUCAUAUUUGACAAUUUGAAUAUAAAUCAAACACGUUUGGUAAAAUAACAUUCUUUUAUUUUUUUAGAGUUAAAAAAUGUGAUAAAAUAAAAUCAGACC